CAUCUGGAACUUUAAAGCGCCACCUGGUAUUCACACGGGAGAAAAACCGUACAGCUGUGAAGAGUGUGGGAACACUUUCACUAGAUCAGGUCAUCUCAAAACACAUCAACGUAUUCAUACUGGAGAAAAAUCUUACAGCUGUGAAGAGUGUGGGAACACUUUCACUAGAUCAGGUCAUCUCAAAAUACAUCAACAUAUUCAUACUGGAGAAAAACCUUACAGCUGUGAAGAGUGUGGGACAACUUUCACUACAUCAGGUCAUCUCAAAAUACAUCAACGUAUUCAUACUGGAGAAAAAUCUUACAGCUGUGAAGAGUGUGGGAACACUUUCACUAGAUCAGGUCAUCUCAAAUCACAUCAACGUAUUCAUACUGGAGAAAAACCUUACAGCUGUGAAGACUGUGAAGAGUGUGGGAAAACUUUCACUCAAUCAAGUGCUCUAGAAUCACAUCACCGUAUUCAUACUGGAGAAAAACCUUACAGCUGUGAAGAGUGUGGGAAAACUUUCACUCAAUCAAGUGGUCUCAAAACACAUCACCGUAUUCACACUGGAGAAAAACCUUACUGGUGUGAAGAGUGUGGGAAAACGUUCACUACAUCAGGUGCUCUCAAAACACAUCAACGUAUUCAUACUGGAGAAAAACCUUACUGGUGUGAAGAGUGUGGGAAAACUUUCACUACAUCAGGUGCUCUCAAAACACAUCUUCGUGUUCACUCAGGAGAAAACCCAUAGUGGGUUUAAGAGUGUAGGAGCCGCAUUUAAGCAUAUUUUGUUUUUUUCACAGUUUACAAUAAACAAUUCCCAUCUA
This is a messenger RNA of Gymnodraco acuticeps, 809 nucleotides long. Its product is annotated as zinc finger protein 100-like. The record is from RefSeq and is a predicted model, not a curated record. The transcript has 2 exons. Gene Ontology annotation, biological process: central nervous system development; regulation of transcription by RNA polymerase II. Gene Ontology annotation, molecular function: DNA-binding transcription factor activity, RNA polymerase II-specific; RNA polymerase II cis-regulatory region sequence-specific DNA binding. Gene Ontology annotation, cellular component: nucleus. The annotation marks the transcript as partial. Lineage: Eukaryota; Metazoa; Chordata; Actinopteri; Perciformes; Bathydraconidae.